Branchiostoma floridae (Florida lancelet) is the source of this 837-nucleotide messenger RNA. RefSeq names its product crystal protein-like. NCBI's taxonomy places the organism in Eukaryota, Metazoa, Chordata, Leptocardii, Amphioxiformes, Branchiostomatidae. The coding region runs from base 1 to 837 and encodes 278 amino acids. The record is from RefSeq and is a predicted model, not a curated record. The transcript is spliced from 2 exons.
AUGGCACAUCUACUGUUGUUGCUCACACUUUCCGUACUUGCGAUUGUAAGCUUCUGCCCAAGAAGCGCCACCAAGGAUCCGGGCCCCGUCGUGAAAACCAAGUAUGGAGCCAUCCAAGGUGUGUAUGUUGAGCAGGGGUCGAUGUUCCUGGGCAUACCCUUCGCUGCGCCACCCGUAGGGGACCUUCGAUGGAAGCCUCCACAGCCGCCGGCUCCAUGGGCGCCCGGCACUUUCAUGGCCACCAACGUUAGCUUCGAAUGUGUUCCUAUUAACAACAUAACUCUUGGUCUUGGCAGAAACGGCAACACCAGUGAGGACUGUCUAUACCUGAAUGUGUUUGUGCCCAUGAUUACAAAUACUUCUGAGAAACUACCGGUCUUCUUCUGGAUACAUGGAGGGGAUUUUCUUCUUGGUUCUGCCAUGGAUCCACUGUACGACGGGAGAUUCCUUGCGAACAGCACUAGAACUGUUGUAGUGGCGGCCAACUACAGACUGAGCGCCUUGGGUUUCCUGGUGGCGGGGCAGGGGGAGGGCGCGGCGACUGGGAACUACGGCAUCCUGGAUCAGAUAGCGGCUUUACAGUGGGUCCAGGACAACAUCGCAGAGUUCGGCGGAGACAAAGAUCGGGUCACGAUAUUUGGACAGAGUGCGGGGGCUUACUCGGUUGUCCUUCACAUGACACUGGGUAAGAGCGACCACCUGUUCCACAGAGCCAUCGCCGCGAGUCCUCCUCUCUCCCUGUUCUUCAAGACCAGGCUGGAGGCCCUUCUUUUCGGGGACGACUUUGCCCGUCUGCUGAACUGCACUCCGGGAGACAUGGACUGUAUGCGCGCCUGA